This is a messenger RNA of Rotaria sp. Silwood2, 306 nucleotides long. The record is from the annotation of a GenBank genome assembly. NCBI's taxonomy places the organism in Eukaryota, Metazoa, Rotifera, Eurotatoria, Philodinida, Philodinidae.
AUGCCUCAUUGUCUUAUCCGUGGUAUUUUAUCAACACAACGAUUAAUAUCCAAUGAAACUAAUUUAAAUGAUGUUGAAACAACACCUAAUACAAUUUAUGUAAAAAGUCUUUUAUCGUGCUCUAAUAAUCAACCAUAUUCAAUUGCAUUAAUAGAUUCUAUAUCAAUUUAUUUUGAUACAAUUCGAAAUCAUGUUGAAUUAACAUGUCAGUUUUCAAAAGGUGAUAUACGUGAUUUAUUACGUUUUAUAAUAAUUAUAUCAGAAAUAAUUUAUAUAAAUAUAUUUCAAAAAAAAAUCAUUUCUUAG